CUUAAAGUUCAGCUGAUAUUCCUUAAUAAAGAUCACCUGACAUUCCUUCUAAAAGUUCAGCUGAUAUUCCUUCAUAAAGAUCACCUAAUAUUCCUUCAUAAAGAUCACCUGAUAUUCCUUCAUAAAGAUCACCUGAUAUUCCUACAUAAAGAACACCUGAUAUUCCUUCAUAAAGAACACCUGAUAUUCCUUCAUAAAGUUCAGCUGAUAUUCCUUCAUAAAGAUCACCUGACAUUCCUUCAUAAAGAUCACCUGUCAGUCAUUCUAAAAGUUCAGCUGAUAUUUCUUCAUAAAGAUCACCUGAUAUUCCUUCAUAAAGAUCACCUGAUAUUCCUUCAUAAAGUUCAGCUGAUAUUUCUUCAUAAAGAUCACCUGAUAUUCCUUCAUAAAGAUCACCUGAUAUUCCUUCAUAAAGUUCAGCUGAUAUUCCUUCAUAAAGAUCACCUGAUAUUCCUUCAUAAAGAACACCUGAUAUUCCUUCAUAAAGAACACCUGAUAUUCCUUCAUAAAGAACACCUGGUAUUCCGUCAUAAAGAACACCUGAUAUUCCUUCAUAAAGAUCACCUGUCAGUCCUUCUUAAAGUUCAGCUGAUAUUCCUUCAUAAAGAUCACCUGACAUUCCUUCAUAAAAUCACCUUUCAGCUGAUAUUCCUUAAUAAAGAUCACCUGACAUUCCUUCUAAAAGUUCAGCUGAUAUUCCUUCAUAAAGAUCACCUAAUAUUCCUUCAUAAAGAUCACCUGAUAUUCCUUCAUAAAGAUCACCUGAUAUUCCUACAUAAAGAACACCUGAUAUUCCUUCAUAAAGAACACCUGAUAUUCCUUCAUAAAGUUCAGCUGAUAUUCCUUCAUAAAGAUCACCUGACAUUCCUUCAUAAAGAUCACCUGUCAGUCAUUCUAAAAGUUCAGCUGAUAUUUCUUCAUAAAGAUCACCUGAUAUUCCUUCAUAAAGAUCACCUGAUAUUCCUUCAUAAAGAUCAGCUGAUAUUUCUUCAUAAAGAUCACCUGAUAUUCCUUCAUAAAGAUCACCUGAUAUUCCUUCAUAAAGAUCAGCUGAUAUUCCUUCAUAAAGAUCACCUGAUAUUCCUUCAUAAAGAACACCUGAUAUUCCUUCAUAAAGAACACCUGAUAUUCCUUCAUAAAGAACACCUGAUAUUCCUUCAUAAAGAACACCUGAUAUUCCUUCAUAAAGAUCACCUGUCAUUCCUUCUUAAAGUUCAGCUGAUAUUCCUUCAUAAAGAUCACCUGAUAUUCCUUCAUAAAGAUCACCUGUCAUUCCUUCUUAAAGAUCAGCUGAUAUUCCUUCAUAAAGAUCACCUGACAUUCCUUCUUAAAGAUCAGCUGAUAUUCCUUCAUAAAGAUCACCUGAUAUUCCUUCAUAAAGAUCACCUGAUAUUCCUUCAUAAAGAUCACCUGAUAUUC
This is a messenger RNA of Lottia gigantea (owl limpet), 1419 nucleotides long. RefSeq lists its product as hypothetical. The annotation marks the transcript as partial. The record is from RefSeq and is a predicted model, not a curated record. NCBI's taxonomy places the organism in Eukaryota, Metazoa, Mollusca, Gastropoda, Lottiidae. The transcript has 2 exons.